Molecule: messenger RNA, 2673 nt
Organism: Tauraco erythrolophus (red-crested turaco)
Lineage: Eukaryota; Metazoa; Chordata; Aves; Musophagiformes; Musophagidae
Source: RefSeq, a predicted model, not a curated record
GGCCACGCCACCUCGUUCUUCGGCCCCACGCUGGAGCGGUACUCCUCCUUCCAAGUGAACAGCAGUGACGACAUCCGGCAGAUCCAGAGCCUGGAGAACGGCGUCCUUUUCCUGACCAAAACCAACCUGAAGUACAUGUCGCGAGGGGGCCUCAUCAUUUUUGACUACCUGAUGGACGAGUCCGAGGACAUGCACAGUCUCCUGCUGACGGACAGCAGCACGCUGCUCGUCGGCGGGCUGCAGAACCACGUCGUCGAGAUCGACCUCAGCACCGUCCAGGAGACGCAGAAGUACACCGUGGAGGUUCCCGGCAUCACCAUCAUGAGGCAAUCAAACCGCUUCUUCUUCUGCGGGCACAGUUCGGGGAAGGUCUCCCUGCGCGAUCUGCGCACGUUUGUGGCGGAGCACGAAUUCGACGCCUCCUGGGGCAGCUUGUCUGAUUUUGCCGUCCACGGGAACCUGCUGGUGACCUGCGGCUUCUCCAGCCGCAUGAACGGCCUCGCCUGCGACCGCUUCCUGAAGGUGUACGACCUGCGCAUGAUGCGGGCCACCACCCCGCUGCAGGUCCACAUCGACCCCUUCUUCCUCCGCUUCAUCCCCACCUACCCCUCCCGCCUGGCCAUCAUCUCCCAGACGGGUCAGUGCCAGUUCUGCGAGCCCACCGGCCUCGCCAACCCCGCCGAUAUCUUCCACGUGAACACCGUUGGGCCCCUCAUCAUGACCUUCGACGUCUCGGCCAGCAAGCAGGCGCUGGCCUUCGGCGACUCGGAGGGCUGCGUCCACCUCUGGGCCGACUCCCCGGAGGUCACCUUCAACGCCUACUCCCGCGAGACCGACUUCGCCUUGCCCUGCCUCGUGGACACGCUGCCCCACUUGGACUGGAACCAGGACCUCGUGCCGCUCUCGCUCAUCCCCGUGCCGCUGACCAGCGACGCCCUGCUCUCCGACUGGCCCGCUGCCAACUCUGCCCCGGCACCCCGGCGAGCCCCUCCGGUAGACCCUGAGAUUCUGCGCACCAUGAAGAAGGUGGGGUUCAUUGGCUACGCCCCAAACCCACGGACCAAGCUCCGCAACCAGGUGCCCGCUCAGGAGGGGGUGGUGCGGGGAAGGUUCGACAGCUUCAGCCAAGUCCCCGAGUCCCCGAUCGGGCGGGAAGAGGAGCCACAUCUCUACAUGGUGGCCAAGAAGUACAGGAAGGUCACGAUCAAAUACUCCAAGCUGGGGCUGGAGGACUUUGACUUCAAGCAUUACAACAAGACGCUGUUCGCGGGCCUGGAGCCCCACAUCCCCAACGCCUACUGCAACUGCAUGAUCCAGGUGCUGUAUUUCUUGGAGCCGGUCCGCUGCCUGGUCCAGAACCACCUGUGCCAGAAGGAGUUCUGCCUGGGCUGUGAGCUGGGCUUGCUCUUCCACAUGCUCGACCUGUCCCGAGGAGACCCCUGCCAGGGAAGCAACUUUUUGCGGGCUUUCCGUACAAUCCCAGAGGCUUCGGCGCUGGGGCUGAUCCUGGCUGACUCGGACGAAGCCACAGGGAAGGUGAACCUGGGGCGGCUGAUUCAGAGCUGGAACCGUUUCAUCCUUACUCAGCUGCACCAGGAAACCCAGGAGCAGGAGGGACCGCAGGCGUAUCGGGGGGCUGGCAGCAGCAGCUUUGGGUCGUCGGGGGACUCGGUUAUCGGGCAGCUGUUCAGCUGCGAGAUGGAGAACUGCAGCAUGUGCCGCUGCGGCAAGGAAACCGUCCGCGUGUCCUCCACGCUGCUCUUCACCCUCUCCUACCCCGAGAGCGCUGAAAAGCCAGUCAAAGAUUAUGAGUUUGCCCAAAUUUUGAAGCGAAGCAUCUGCUUGGAGCAGAACACGCAAGCCUGGUGCGAGAACUGUGAGAAGUACCAGCCCACGGUGCAGACCCGGAACAUCCGCUGCCUGCCGGACGUCCUGGUCAUUAACUGUGAGGUGAACAGCUCCAAGGAGGCGGAUUUCUGGAAGACGCAGGCUGAGUAUGCCUUUCAGAGAGCCGUGAUGAAGAGAGGAGGCUUUGAGAUCACCAAAGGCAAAGAAAUCUCUCUUGGAGAGUGGAGGGAGCUGGGGAACCCCAACACGGGGCAUUCGUAUCCUUCCGUGGAGGAACUGAAGAACAUCUGGAUCCCUCACGCCAUCAAGAUGAGGCUGACCAAGAGCAAGGAGCUUGAUGUCUGCAACUGGAGUGAGAGCGAUGAGCUGAGCCCGACCGACGACCCCGAGUCGGUCCAUGUCUACGAUCUGAUGGCCACCGUCGUCCACAUCCUGGAUUCCCGCACGGGGGGCAGCCUGGUGGGGCACAUCAAAGUGGGAGAGACCUACCACCAACGGAAGGAGGGCGUCACUCACCAGCAGUGGUACCUCUUCAACGACUUCCUCAUCGAGCCCGUGGAUAAGUGCGAGGCGGUGCAGUUCGACAUGAGCUGGAAGGUGCCGGCCAUCCUGUACUACAGCGAGAUGCCGCAGGCGGGCGACCUGGUGGGGCUGGACGCCGAGUUCGUCACGCUGAACGAGGAGGAGGCCGAGCUGCGCAGCGACGGGACCAAAUCCACCAUCAAGCCCAGCCAGAUGUCGGUGGCCAGGAUCACGUGCGUGCGCGGGCAGGGCCCUAACGAGGGCGUCCCCUUCAUUGACGACUACAUCUCCACCCAGGAGCAG